Myiozetetes cayanensis is the source of this 6983-nucleotide messenger RNA. RefSeq lists its product as uncharacterized. NCBI's taxonomy places the organism in Eukaryota, Metazoa, Chordata, Aves, Passeriformes, Tyrannidae. Bases 5232 to 6239 code for a protein of 335 amino acids. The record is from RefSeq and is a predicted model, not a curated record. The transcript has 7 exons.
GAGUUUGGGGUGGUUGGAGCAUCCUCUGUCAGAGUUUGGGGGGGUUUGAGCAUCCUCUGUCACAGUUUGGGGGGGUUGGAGCAUCCUCUGUCAGAGUUUGGGGGGGUUUGGAGCAUCCUCUGUCAGAGUUUGGGGUGGUUGGAGCAUCCUCUGUCAGAGUUUGGGGUGGUUUGAGCAUCCUCUGUCAGGGUUUGGGAUGGUUAAAAAAUCCUUUGUCAAAGUUUGGGGUGGUUUGAGCAUCAUCUCUCAGUGUUUGGGGUUGUUUAAAAUUCCCUUGUUGAUGUUUGGGGUGGGUGAAAAGUCGUUUGUCAAAAUUUGGGGUGGUUUGAUCACUGUUUCCCACAGUUUUGGGGUGGUUUGAGCAUCAUUUCCUGAAGUUUUGGGGUGGUUUGAGCAUCCUCUGUCAGAGUUUGGGGUUGUUUAAAAAUUCUUUGUCACAGUUUGGGGUGGUUUGGUUGUUGUUUCCCACAGUUUUGAGGUGGUUUGAGCAUCUUCUGUCAGAGUUUGGGGUGGUUUGAGCAUCCUCUGUCACAGUUUGGGGUGGUUUGAAUAUCAUCUGUCAGGGUUUGGGAUGGUUAAAAAAUCCUUUGUCGAAGUUUGGGGUGGUUUGAGCAUCAUCUCUCAGUGUUUGGGGUUGUUUAAAAUUCCCUUGUUGAUGUUUGGGGUGGUUGAAAAGUCGUUUGUCAAAUUUUGGGGUGGUUUGAUCACUGUUUCCCACAGUUUUGGGGUGGUUUGAGCAUCUUCUGUCAGAGUUUGGGGGGUUGGAGCAUCAUUUCCUAAAGUUUUGGGGUGGUUUGAGCAUCGUCUGUCAGAGUUUGGGGUUGUUUAAAAAUUCUUUGUCACAGUUUGGGGUGGUUUGGUUGUCAUUUCCCACAGUUUUGGAGUGGUUUGAGCAUCGUUUCCCAAAGUUUGGGGUCGUUGAAAAGUCAUUUAUCAAAGUUUGGGGUGGUUUGAUGGUUGUUUCCCACGGUUUGGGGGUGGUUUGAGUGUUGUCUGUCAACGUUUGGGGUGGUUUGGUUGUUGUUUCCCGCAGUUUGGGGGUGUUUGGAGCAUCGUCUGUCGAAGUUUGGGGUGGUUUAAAAACCCCUUGUCAAAGUUUGGGGUGGUUGAAAAGUCAUUUGUCAAAGUUAGGGGUGGUUUGAUCAUUGUUUCCCACAGUUUUGGGGUGGUGUGAAUGUUGUCUGUCAAAGUUUGGGGUAGUUUGAGCAUCAUUUCCUGAAGUUUUGGGGUGGUUUGAGCAUCCUCUGUCACAGUUUGGGGUGGUUUAAAAAUCCUUUGUCAAAGGUUGGGGUGAUGUGGUUGUUGUUUUCCACAGGUUUGGGGUGCUUUGAGCAUCAUCUGUCAGAGUUUGGGGUGCUUUGAGCGUCAUCUGUCAGAGUUUUGGGGUGGUUUGAGCAUCCUCUGUCAGAGUUGGGGUGGUUUAAAAAUCUUUUGUCCAAGUUUGGGGUGGUUUGGUUGUUGUUUCCUGCAGUUUUGGGGUGGUUGGAGCAUCAUCUGUCAACGUUUGGGGUGGUUUAAAAACCCCUUGUCAAAGUUUGGGGUGGUUUAAAAACCCCUUGUCAAAGUUUGGGGUGGUUUAAAAACCCCUUGUCAAAGUUUGGGGUGGUUUAAAAACCCCUUGUCAAAGUUUGAGGUGGUUGAAAAGUCAUUUGUCAAAAUUUGGGGUGGUUUGAGCAUCAUUUCCCACAGUUUUGGGGUGGUUUGAGCAUCCUCUGUCACAGUUUAGGGUUGUUUAAAAAUCCUUCAUUUAGGAAAUCUUCGUUUCCCACAGUUUUGGGGUGGUUUGAGCAUCAUUUCCCACAGUUUUUGGGGUGGUUGGAGCAUCAUCUGUCAGAGUUUGGGGUUGUUUAAAAAUCCUUUGUCAGAAUUUGGGGUGGUUUGGUUGUUGUUUCCCACAGUUUUGGGGUGGUUUGAGCAUCCUCUGUCAGAGUUUGGGGUGGUUGGAGCAUCCUCUGUCACAGUUUAGGGUUGUUUAAAAAUCCUUCAUUUAGGAAAUCUUCGUUUCCCACAGUUUUGGGGUGGUUUGAGCAUCAUUUUCCGCAGUUUUUGGGGUGGUUGGAGCAUCAUCUGUCAGAGUUUGGGGUUGUUUAAAAAUCCUUUGUCAGAAUUUGGGGUGGUUUGGUUGUUGUUUCCCACAGUUUUGGGGUGGUUUGAGCAUCCUCUGUCAGAGUUUGGGGUGGUUGGAGCAUCCUCUGUCACAGUUUAGGGUUGUUUAAAAAUCCUUCAUUUAGGAAAUCUUCGUUUCCCACAGUUUUGGGGUGGUUUGAGCAUCAUUUCCCACAGUUUUGGGGUGGUUGGAGCAUCGUCUGUCAGAGUUUGGGGUGGUUUGAGCGUCAUCUGUCAAAGUUUUGGGGUGGUUUGAGCAUCCUCUGUCAGAGUUUGGGGUGGUUUGAGCAUCAUCUAUCAGUGUUUGGGGUUGUUUAAAAUUCCCUUGUUGAUGUUUGGGGUGGGUGAAAAGUCGUUUGUCAAAAUUUGGGGUGGUUUGAUCGCUGUUUCUCACAGUUUUGGGGUGGUUGGAGCAUCUUCUGUCAGAGUUUGGGGUGGUUUAAAAAUCCUUUGUCAGAGUUUGGGGUGAUGUGGUUGUUGUUUUCCACAGGCUUGGGGUGGUUUGAGCAUCCUCUGUCAGAGUUUGGGGUGGUUUGGUUGUUGUUUCCCCCAGUUUUGGGGUGGUUUGAGCAUCGUUUCCCAAAGUUUGGAGUCACUGAAAAGUAGUUUGUCAAAAUUUGGGGAGGUUUGAGCAUCAUUUCCCACAGUUUGGGGUUGUUUGAGCCUCAUCUGUCAGAGUUUUGGGGGGUUUAGGAAUUGUCUGUCAGAGUUUGGGGGGCUUUAAAAACCCUUUGUCAAAGUUUGGGGUAGUUUGAUGGUUUUUCCCACAGUUUUGGGGUGGUUUGAGCGUCGUUUCCCAAAGUUUGGGGUUGUUUAAAAAUCCUUUGUCAAAGUUUGGGGUGGUUUGGUUGUUGUUUCCUGAAGUUUUGGGGUGGUUUGAACAUCGUCUGUCAAAGUCUGGGGAGGUUUGAGCAUCAUUUCCUGAAGUUUUGGGGUGGUUUGAGCAUCAUCUGUCGCAGUUCAGGGUGGUUUAAAAAUCCUUUGUUUAGGAAAUCCUUGUUUCCCAAAAUUUUGGGUGGUUUGAGCAUCCUCUGUCAGAGUUUGGGGUGGUUUGGUUGUUGUUUCCCCCAGUUUUGGGGUGGUUUGAGCAUCGUUUCCCAAAAUUUGGAGUCACUGAAAAGUAGUUUGUCAAAAUUUGGGGAGGUUUUAGCAUCAUUUCCCACAGUUUUGGGGGGGUUUGAACAUCGUUUGUCAAAGUUUGGGAUGGUUUGAGCAUCGUUUCCCACAGUUUUGGGGUGGUUGGAGCAUCGUCUGUCAAAGUUUUGGGUUGUUUGAGCCUCAUCUGUCAGAGUUUGGGGUUGUUUAAAAAUCACUUGUCCAGGUUUGGGGUGGUUUGGUUUUUGUUUCCUGAAGUUUUGGGGUGGUUGGAGCAUCCUCUGUCACAGUUUGGGGUUGUUUAAAAGUUCCUUGUCAAAGUUUGGGGUAGUUUGAUGGUUGUUCCCACAGUUUUGGGGUCGUUUGAGCAUCAUUUCCCAAAGUUUGGGGUUGUUUAAAAAUCCCUUGUCAAAGUUUUGGGGUGGUUUGGUUGUUGUUUGCCACAGUUUGGGGUGCUUUGAGCGUCGUUUCCCACAGUUUUGGGGUGCUUUGAGCGUCGUUUCCCGCAGUUUUGGGGUCGUUGAAAAGUCAUUUAUCAAAGUUUGGGGUGGUUUGAUCGUUGUUUCCCACAGUUUUGGGGUGGUUGGAGCAUCGUCUGUCAAAGUUCAGGGCUUUAGAUCGUUACUUCCUGAACUUUUAGGGCUCUUUGAUUUUUGCUUCCCAACUUUUUGGGACUGUUUGGUCGUUAUUUCCCAAACUUUUGGGGCCAUUUGUUGUUUGUUUCCCAAUUUUUGUGGCUGUUUGGUCCUUGUUUCCCAAACUUUUGAGGCUGUUUGAUUUUUGCUUCCCAAACUUUUGGGGCUGUUUGAUUUUUGCUUCCCAAACUUUUGGGGCUGUUUGAUUUUUGCUUCCCAAAUUUUGGGGCGGUUUGGUCGUUGUUUCCCAAUCUUUGGGGCUACUCCUGGGAAUGUUUGGAUCAACCUCAGGAACUCCCUGGAUGAGGGAGAGGAAUUCCCACCCUGGCCUGGCCGGAAUUCCACCCCCAAAAGUGGGAAAAUCGGCUUUUCCUCCUUGUUUUAUCCCCCAGAGCCGGGUGAGGGGAGGUGACUCCGUGAUCCCAAAUCCCAGAAUCCCAGGGUGUUGACAGGGAAAGCAGGAAUUGUCCAGAGGCUGGAAGAGUUGGGAUCCAUCCCACUUGGAAUCCUCCUGGUCAUUCCCAUCCCCAAAAUCCCCUUUAUUGGGUUGGGUUUGGUCCCUGCCGGAGCCUCCCAACAUCCCCUGCUCCCGUUCCGGGGGAAAUUGGGAAUUGCUUCCCAGGCUGGUGAUUCCAAAGGGCUGGAUGGGGCUCAGGAAUGUCAAACAUUUGUUUGCAGGGAGAUGUUUCAUCUUUACCUCCCCCACAUUCCCGGGAAAUCCAGGGAAUUGUGGUCCCUGCUGAGGGCAGGAAUCCCGGGAAUUGUGGUCCCUGAUAGGGGCAGGAAUCCCAGGAAUUGUGGUCCCUGAUAGGGCAGGAAUCCCGGGAAUUGUGGUCCCUGAUAGGGGCAGGAAUCCCAGGAAUUGUGGUCCCUGCUGAGGGCAGGAAUCCCGGGAAUUGUGGUCCCUGAUAGGGGCAGGAAUCCCAGGAAUUGUGGUCCCUGAUAGGGGCAGGAAUCCCGGGAAUUGUGGUCCCUGAUAGGGGCAGGAAUCCCGGGAAUUGUGGUCCCUGAUAGGGGCAGGAAUCCUGGGAAUUGUGGUCCCUGAUAGGGGCAGGAAUCCCGGGAAUUGUGGUCCCUGAUAGGGGCAGGAAUCCCGGGAAUUGUGGCCUCCUGAGCUGAAAUCCCACGGGAAAAUGGUGGCUCCCAUUGGGAAUUCUGGGAUCCAUCCCCGUCCCGCUGGAGAGGGGUUGGAAUCCACCUUUAAUCUGUGUUUUUCCUGCUAAAAAAUCCAGGGAAUUGGAGCCUGGGGGAGCUGGGAGUGGGUUGGGAUAUCCCUGGGAUUCAGGAACUUUCCCAUCCCCCCAUCCCAAAACCUUCGGAGCCAUCCCAGGAUUUUCCCCUGGGAUUGGGAGGGGGAUCCCAGCUGGGGGUGCAUCCCAAAUCCUGGCCCUUCCCAUGGAAAACUCCCAAAGAAAUUCCCUCAACUGGGUUUGGGAAAACCCUGGAUCCAUCCCAGCACCGGGAGAGGGGAUUGGAAUCCUCUGGAGAAGGAAUUCACCUGGAAAAGGGGAUUGGAAUCCCUCUGGAAAAGGAAUUUACCUGGAAAAGAGGAUUGGAAUCUCUCUGGAGAAGGAAUUCACCUGGAAAAGGGGAUUGGAAUCUCUCUGGAAAAGGAAUUUACCUGGAAAAGGGGAUUGGAAUCUCUCUGGAAAAGGAAUUUACCUGGAAAAGGGGAUUGGAAUCUUUUGGAAAAGGAAUUUACCUGGAAAAAGGGAUUGGAAUCCUUUGGAAAAGGAAUUUACCUGGAAAAGGGGAUUGGAAUCUCUCUGGAGAAGGAAUUCACCUGGAAGAGGGGAUUGGAACCCUCUGGAAAAGGAAUUUACCUGGAAAAGGGGAUUGGAAUCCCUCUGGAAAAGGAAUUCACCUGGAAAAGGGGAUUGGAACCCUCUGGAAAAGGAAUUUACCUGGAAAAGAGAUUGGAAUCUUUUGGAAAAGGAAUUUACCUGGAAAAGGAGAUUGGAAUCUUUUGGAAACGGAAUUCACCUGGAAAAGGGGAUUGGAAUCUCUCUGGAAAAGGGGAUUGGAAUCUCUCUGGAGAAGGAAUUUACCUGGAAAAGGGGCUUGGAAUCUUUUGGAAAAGGAAUUUACCUGGAAAAGGGGAUUGGAAUCUCUCUGGAAAAGGAAUUUACCUGGAAAAGGGGAUUGGAAUCCUCUGGAAAAGGAAUUUACCUGGAAAAGGGGAUUGGAAUCUUUUGGAAAAGGAAUUUACCUGGAAAAGGGGCUCGAGUUCCUUUAAAUAUCCCUUGGGAUUUACCAAAGGAAAAGGGAUUGGAAUCCUCUGGAAAAGGAUGUGGGAACUCCUUGGAAAAGCGGCAGCCCCGAGGAUUUGAGGGCGUUCCAGUCCCUUUUCCCGGAUGUUUUGGAGCUUCCCCUUUGGAAUUGUUUUAUGGAAUUUUGCGCUGAGCGUUCGUUGCUUCCGCCCGGAACUGGUGGGAAAAUCCGGGAUUUUAUCCCAAAUUCCGGAGUCCAAAAUGUCUGGGAAUGUGAGGAGCAGGACUCACCUCCUGAUCCCUGUUUUGGUGGGAAGAGGGAGCAGGAAUUCCUGGGAUUUGUGGGAAGAGGGAGCAGGAAUUCCUGGGAUUUGUGGGAAGAGGGAGCAGGAAUUCCUGGGAUUUGUGGGAAGAGGAAUCCCGGGGCUCCUGCAGCAGGAGGACGAUUCCUAAGGAGAACUUUUCCAAAGGUUUUGGGAUAAUCCUGGAAUUGCUGCAGGGGGAGGAGGAACCAGGAAACCAAAAUUCCAGGGACGUGGAAACAAAGGCAGGAAAUGCCGGGAAAAAACAUCCAGGAAGCAGAAAUUUCCUGGAACAGCCGCCUGGAAAGGGGAGCUCGGGAAUGGGGUGGGAAUUUUGGGGGGUUGGACGUUGGGUUGGUGCUUCCUGAGGGAGAAAUUCCCAGUUUUUGGGAGGAAAAGUGGGAAUUUUGGGGGUUGGAUGUUGGGUUGGUGCUUCCUGAGGGAGAAAUUCCCAGUUUUUGGGAGGAAAAGUGGGAAUUUUGGGGGAUUGGAUGUUGGGUUGGUGCUUCCUGAGGGAGAAAUUCCCAAUUUUGUGAAGGGAAAGGUGGGAAUUUUGAGGGGUUGGAAUUUGGUUUGGUGCCUUCUGAGGGAAAAUUCCUGGGUUUGGGGAGGAAAAGUGGGAAUUUUGAGGGGUU